AUGUCUUCGUACGAAGAUCUUCAGCGUCGGAUAGAGCAGCUCACACGCGAAAAUGACCGUAUUCAGCGCGAAAAUGACCAGCUCCAGCGCGAAACUGAAAACACAACGCUCGAGGAAUAUCUACGAGCCUGUCAUGACCUUGUCCUGACAAACGUCCCAAAGGAAAGCAUUGCCCAUGGCGACUCACACCGUGGGGCGACAGCUUUCUUCGAUACCCAAAAGGCCAUGUUACAGAUGCUCUCCGACACCGUGCCCAAGAACGCACGCCUUUUCGAGGAUGUGAGCGCAUUGAGGGCCAUCGGCGGCCGGGUAGCCGAUAUGCCUGUCAACAAAGAAUCCAGGCUUGCCGUGAUCGACAGUACUUGCGUCGGGCAACCGGUACGCGUCAUUAUGCACAGCCUCAAGAACUACGCGGACCAACAAGGCCGUCAUACGUAUCCGGACGUCUUCUUCCAGACAGAUGCCAGCGAUCUUCGGGACGAGGAAGACACGUCCAACAAAGAUGUCAUGGCUGGGGUAGUGCGCGACGAGGAACUGUUGACAGACCAGAUCUGCGCGUACCGUGUUUCUGGAGAUUCUACGGAAAUUGCAUACGUGGUCGAGUACAAGGCACCUCACAAGCUGCACACACAGCACCUUGAAAAAGGACUACGGGAGAUGGACAUUUACGAUCAAGUCGUCAACAAGCCGACAGUGCCCACCGAGGAACCGGCCAAGUUCCAACACUACGCCGAGCUGCUUGCAAGCGCAGCCGUAACCCAGGCGUACCACUGCAUGCUGGAAUCAGGUCUCGAGUUUGGCUACAUCACCAACGGCGAUGCAGUCAUCUUCCUGAAGAUCGACUGGACGAAUACGACCGAGCUAUUCUACCACCUUGCUCUAUCUUCGCUCGAGGUCGAGGCCGAUGAAGACCCCAUCUAUGCUAACACGGUGGCUCAGGUUCUGGCAUUCACUCUUCUUGCCUUUGAUAGCGGGCAGCACAGCGAUGACGAACGGAAUGCGGCGGUCAAGGCAAGCCGAAAGUGGGAGGUUGGGUCUGACUACAUCCUGGACGAGAUCUCUCGCGAAGAGCUCAGGAGAGAGGAGGCAGCUGGCCCGAGCACCCUGCCGCGUCGUAGGCGUCGCCUCUCUCCCAGCAGAGCUGACUGGAAGCCAAGGCCCGUGAAGAAGGUGAGGAGAGGCCCGGACGAGGUCGUACACCGGCCCGUCACUCGGUCUCGUACCAGGUGCGGUGGAGAUGAUGACGGUGGUGGACGGGAGACUGAUGGGGAUCACGACCGUGACCGUGGCUCCGGGGGAGGUUCCCAUGGCGGAGGCUUCAGCGGCGGAGCAGAGGUGAGGGACGGCACUUGGAACUCUGGUUCAGGAGAGCAGGGUUCAUCUGCGUCCAAAUCGGGAAGAGGAGGUGCUGGAAAUCCCGGAGGCAGCAGGACAAGGCAUUCCAGCGCCAGAGACGACGCCGGCGACGGCGCCGGCGACGACUUGGAAGAAAGGGACUCGAACGGACGAUGCAAGAACCCUAAGCCAUACUGCACACCGUCCUGCCUCCUAUCUCUGAUCAAUGGCUGGCCGCUGGACAGCAAAUGCCCCAAUGUCAGGCUGCACGCGAGAUCCUCGGAUGACGGAGAGCAUCCUGUCUCGUAUGCGGAAUGGAUGGUACUCCUCCAGAAGCAGCUCUCCCAGAGCGUGGUGAAGGGUCUGGUAAACCUCCGAAAGCAGGGCGGGUGCGGGGUCCUGUUCCAGAACACGCUGCUGGAGUACGGCUACAGCUUCGUAGCCAAGGGGACCACCGUGAGCCGCAUACCAGCGCUGCAGAAGGAAGAGGCCGUCUAUCGCAAGCUCGAGGCGCUGCAGGGACGACACGUGCCUGUCUGUCUCGGGCGGCUCGGCCUCCGACCGCUGGAGAUGACGGUAUUCUACGACAUCGGCGUGGGCAUCGUCUACUUUCUCCUCAUGUCGUACGGAGGCACCAAGCUCGAGAUUCCUUCCAAACCUGCUGCACGGAAAUCCAUCGGCAGCUCCGUCGCCAGGAUCGCCGACCGCAUGCAUUCCCUCGGGGUUGCCCAUGGUGAUAUCCGGCUGCCAAACGUGCUGCAAGGUCCCGGCGGCAGAUGGACCAUUGUCGACUUUGACCAGGCAUCCAUCCUCCCGACGGCGCCCAGCAGUCCCGUGAUGGCCACCCCCCCCCCCCCCCCCCCCCCCCCCAGCAAGCGCAGGCGGCUCAUGGACGAUGCAGAGGAGCUAUCACAUCCGGACCUAUCCUCGAGGCGAUAA
Messenger RNA from Geosmithia morbida, 2274 nucleotides. RefSeq lists its product as hypothetical. The record is from RefSeq and is a predicted model, not a curated record. Lineage: Eukaryota; Fungi; Ascomycota; Sordariomycetes; Hypocreales; Bionectriaceae. The transcript has 3 exons. Bases 1 to 2274 code for a protein of 757 amino acids.